AUGGUUAAACAUAUUUCAUCUGGAAUCGAUGCUUUGGUUUACUCCAGUAGCCGGUGUGACAGUUUGGAAGCCAAUUGGGGAUCUGUUUCAGCAAAACCAGGUGUGGCAGCAAACACAACCUUCGGUUCCAUUGUAACAGGAGCCAACGUUGAAAAGAUCCCAGGAUUGAACACACUUGGUGUGUCUCUGUCACGCAUUGACUAUGCCCCAGGUGGACUCAACCCACCCCACACACACCCACGUGCCACUGAGAUUGUGUUUGUUCUUGAAGGUCAACUUGAUGUUGGGUUCAUAACAACAUCCAAUGUUCUCAUAUCAAAGACCAUCUACAAGGGUGAGAUCUUUGUCUUCCCAAAAGGGUUGGUUCAUUUCCAGAAGAACAAUGCCAAUGAACCUGCUGCAGUUAUUUCAGCCUUCAACAGCCAAUUGCCUGGAACACAGUCUAUUCCUCUGACUUUGUUUGCUGCCACCCCACCGGUCCCGGAUAACGUGUUGACCAAGGCAUUCCAGGUUGGUACCAAGGAGAUUGAGAAAAUCAAGUCUAGGCUUGCUCCCAAGAAGCAAUUGUUAUAGUAGGAAUGAUAUAUACUUGAUUGGUAUAUGUAUGCUUUAAUAAGGUCUUUGUUGUUUUUGUGUAUUUGUCUCUCUCAUUCAAUCUCUCUUUGUUGCCUCACAAUUCAUCAUGUAUGUUUGGAAAACUCAUAAAAGCAAAUAAUGGGACAUAUUCAUUUCUUUUAUAAUUGGAAUUUGAAAGGUGCUUUCAGCA
This is a messenger RNA of Arachis duranensis, 766 nucleotides long. Its product is annotated as rhicadhesin receptor-like. Lineage: Eukaryota; Viridiplantae; Streptophyta; Magnoliopsida; Fabales; Fabaceae. The coding region runs from base 1 to 573 and encodes 190 amino acids. Gene Ontology annotation, cellular component: plasmodesma; cell wall. The transcript is spliced from 2 exons. The record is from RefSeq and is a predicted model, not a curated record. Gene Ontology annotation, molecular function: manganese ion binding. Gene Ontology annotation, biological process: regulation of root development; plasmodesmata-mediated intercellular transport.